Candida tropicalis MYA-3404 is the source of this 606-nucleotide messenger RNA. RefSeq lists its product as uncharacterized. NCBI's taxonomy places the organism in Eukaryota, Fungi, Ascomycota, Pichiomycetes, Serinales, Debaryomycetaceae. Bases 1 to 606 code for a protein of 201 amino acids. The transcript has a single exon. The record is from RefSeq and is a predicted model, not a curated record.
AUGUCAAAUCCAUUACAAGAGGUGUUAACUCCUGCUCAAUUCCAACAAUGUGUCAACUUCUAUGAGGCUGAUCAGAAAUUAGAUCACGCCGAGCGAGUUUCAUUAGCCAAUCAAUUACAAUCAAUUGCUUUGAAAAGCAAUGUCGCUGGGUAUGUUGCCGGUAUGGUUGGUUUUAGUUUGCCAACUAUUUAUUAUGGUAUGAGAGGACUUCGUCCAACUCCUUUAUUUGCUGUUCAAAGGCCAUUCUUUUCUUUAGUGUUGGGAUUUGGUACAUUAAUGGCGGGUGGUAAUCUUACUGCAAAGUACUUGUAUGAAAAGGCUAAACAGGAGAAGUACACAGACCCAAAUAUUUCUAAUGUUUGGAAGACUUUAGAGUUUCCUGUGAUGAAUUUUUACACUUUUUAUUAUACAAGAACUGCCAUGUUCCCACUUUUCAUUAUCCGUGAUCCAAGAACUUGUACGUACCUGGCUGAAAAACAAAAUCCACACUUCACUGAAGCUUUGAAUCUUGGUCAAACCGAUAAUACUGGAAAAGAGCAUCCAUUGUCUGUGUGGGAUAAGGUUCGUAUCAAUCAUGGGUUUAAUCCAUCAGACCCAAAGAAGUAG